Caenorhabditis remanei is the source of this 930-nucleotide messenger RNA. RefSeq lists its product as uncharacterized. The transcript is spliced from 7 exons. The coding region runs from base 1 to 930 and encodes 309 amino acids. NCBI's taxonomy places the organism in Eukaryota, Metazoa, Nematoda, Chromadorea, Rhabditida, Rhabditidae. The record is from RefSeq and is a predicted model, not a curated record.
AUGGAUGCAAAAACGGCUCAAUCAGUAUUUGGAGCUGUCAGACAGAGUAAAAAGUCAACUUCAAAAGAAGAAACAACUGAAAAUUUCAAAAGUUCCAACGAGUCACUUGUAAAAAAAUAUAUUUUAUUGAAGAAUCAACUCACACAAUGCACAAAAACUGUUGAAAAGCUCCGAAACGAGAAUGUGGCAUUACGAGAAAAAAAUCAAGAGUUGAUCGAUGCAUCAUUAGACCGAAAGAUUGAAUUAAUUGUUGAGCAAAGAGUGAAGAGUCGUCUGGCUCACGCAGCAGUUCUGCACAAAAGGCUUUUCCAAACCAUCCAACAAACUGGAUUAGAAUUGAAUGGAAUUUUUAAAGACAUGGAGCCAGAACCGAGUGAUUUGAUAACACGUCGAGCACCAAGAAUGGAAGUUAAUUUAGAAAGAGUCGAAGAGUCACCAGUUAGACAAUCUUCAGUGGAUAAUUACGAUGAUGAAAACGUAUAUGGAGAGGACGACAUCACAAUUUCAUCUGCAACUACUUCGUUUGUUCAAAACCUUGAAAACGGAACACCCCGAACUAAACAAAGUGGUCCGAAAGGAAGGAGAAGCCAACUAUUUCCAAGUUUACAAGAAGAAGUCCUAUCCGGCGAAGAAGUUUCUGUAGUUUCUACUGUUGUGCGGCGUGCUCCAAUGUUAAUCGCUCCUUCGGCAACUCCGGGAGGACCAUCGAAACCGGCCUCUCGGAAAGCUGCAACUCCGCGGUUCAAAAAGCCAUCUACACCUGUCGUAGCUCCAAGCUGUGAUCCCGAUGAAGGAGGCCCAUCUACUGUCCGUCGACAACGAUCCGCCAAGAUGAAUAUCAAGUCAAUGAAGGAACCAAGCACCGGUUCGAAAUUACGUCGACCUGGAAAACACGACGAGCCAAUGCCGUACAUCUCUUCGUUUUACUAA